AGUUAGACUCCAGCUGUUAUUCAUCAUACUACUAAACUUCAUUUACUCUUGAUAUACUUUAUCCGACUACUACUAUAUACACCGGGUAUCAUCACUAUCUACUACUAUUAGCACCUUUGAUCGAUAUGGCCACCUUUUCCGUGAGUCCAUAUCCUUUCCAUUGGCCCACUCCUUCUUUCAAGAACUGAUAUUGUGUCUCAUGGCACAGCGUCUGGUUCGUUUCUUGGCCAAGGACGGCCAGACUUAUUAUGGAGACGCCCUAUUGUCAGCAGGCGUGAGCGACAUUGCCCAAGCCACGAGAGCACGGGUUAUCCGGGGCGACAUUUUCGGACAGCACCAAGUCACGGACCAGAUUGCUGAUAUCAAAAUGCUCCUGGCGCCGUUGGCAAGAAAGGACAUUGGGACCGUGCGUUGUCUGGGACUCAAUUAUGAACAACACGCCAUAGAAUCAAACCUACCCUUGCCCAAAUUUCCAGUUCUCUUCUACAAGCCCGUCACCUCUGUUACGGGGCCUACAGAUGACGUCCCAGUAUCCCGCAUGGCCCAGCAGGGUGAGGGUCUAGACUAUGAGUGUGAAUUGGUUGUCGUUAUCGGCAAGGAAGCUAAGAAUGUGCCCGAGAGCCAGGCUCUGGACUAUGUUUUGGGUUAUGCCGUUGGAAACGAUGUCUCUCAUCGUGAAUGGCAGUUGAAGCAUGGUGGAGGGCAAUGGGGGCUGGGCAAGGGCUUCGACGGAUGGGCGCCCUUUGGACCAGGUAUUGUAUCUUCGAAGCUAAUCCCUGAUCCCAACAACUUGCAGAUCUCGACAAAACUGAAUGGCCAGACGGUCCAAUCAUCAUCCACCAAGGAUAUGAUCUUCAAGGUGGCCAAGACAGUGUCGUUCUUAUCUCAGGGUACCACCUUGUUGCCCGGGGAUGUAAUCUUUACAGGAACACCCCAAGGUGUUGGUAUGGGUCGAAAGCCGGCGCUCUGGCUCAAGGAUGGUGAUUUAGUUGAGGUUUCUCUUGAGGGUGUCGGAUCAUGCCUAAAUCGCGUUGUCUUCGACAAGCCCUCUUCUAAGCUCUGAAUCAAUAAUGAAAGGAACAGGUGGCGCGGGGCUUAUCGGGUGUAACAAGGACCGUCAGGAGUCCCUUGAACGAUGUGGCAUCCCGAUCACCAACCAUCACGACUACUAUUUUGUGCAUCUUCAUAUAUAUAGCGCCCUACAACCAAGACACGUUCGCAGUGACUUCACCAUACGUACUUUGUUGGAUUUGUUCUAUUACUCAAGUGGCACAAGCAUGUAAUCAAAGCCAUAUCCUAGUUAACCUGAGCCCCAUAUCCCUUGAUGGUCUCGGCGAAUGCCCAGCUCUGGGCUUCAACUUGCUGGUCCUCCUGGAUCUCAACUCCCUCCUCAGUAAUAACAGCUAAGGAGUACUUGUCCAGACUCCGCGCAUCACGGUACCAGAGAACCUUGA
This is a messenger RNA of Aspergillus neoniger CBS 115656, 1454 nucleotides long. Its product is annotated as fumarylacetoacetate hydrolase family protein. The transcript is spliced from 2 exons. Lineage: Eukaryota; Fungi; Ascomycota; Eurotiomycetes; Eurotiales; Aspergillaceae. The coding region runs from base 200 to 1063 and encodes 287 amino acids. Gene Ontology annotation, molecular function: catalytic activity. The record is from RefSeq and is a predicted model, not a curated record.